AAGAUUCGAAGUCCUGUCAGUCACGAAAGACACUCGAACCAGAGGUCGCUUACACGUGACGUCGGCCUCCCAAACGAAAGACACAGAGAAGGGAAAUUUAAGGAAUCCUAUUGAUGGAAAAGAUAUUUUGAACAAGAAUGAGUAACACCGAGAAGUCCCGUUAGACAAGAAUGUGAAAAAGCCUCUCGUGAUAUUUUUUUUUGCUUAGAUACGGUACGGUAAUUUUAGAGCAAUAUUGGUCAAUGUUUUGUGGAACGAAAUAUUUAUUAAGUGAUACGGAGUGAUAUUUUUAUUGCUUAGAUUCUUGUUAUGGCGUUUCUCCGAGGAGCAUUGGAAGCAAGCGAUGCCGUUAAGGAAUGUCUGGCCAAGGCUGGAGUGAAAACUCCCGUAGACUUUCUUUUGGCUGACCUCGAGGCUCUGGCUCACGAGGGCUGCAGCUAUCGGGAGCUCGAGGCCCUAAAGAAGGUGCUGUGGGCCCAACACGUCGCGCUGCCGGUGGCGGGCGACGCUCUCUACCGAGAAGCUCUGAAAACCUCGUUCGUCUUCUCCACGUCUUACCCUAACAGAAUGGAUGCCGCCUUGGAAGGAGGUGUGCUCAGAGGCGAGGUUGUUGAGAUUUGCGGUGGGCCAGGGACCGGUAAGUCGUUAUUUUGUACACGGAUGGCAGUACGUCUGGCGGCCAGUGGGCGCCGCGUGCUCUAUGUUGACACUGCCGCUGUGCUCACCCCAGCAGUUGUCGUACGUCAGCUGCAGGACUUAGGGGAAGAGGUGACGGAAGAAAUUCUACAGCGCGUGUCGGUGUGUCGGCCCCCGGACACGUGGGCCCUGGUGGGGCGCGUCACCGACGCCCUCACCAGCGACGCGGCGCCCCACCUCCUCGUCAUCGACGCUCUCACUGUCUUCAUGCUGUCGUCUUCCACGGCAGAAAUGGGCUCGAUAUGGCAACUGUCGUCGGCAGUGCGGACGCUUGCGAACAAACGACGGUGCGCCGUCCUGCUGGUGAUGCAUCAGCACGACCUGCCUGCUGGCAACGUCCUGCGCAGGAUGUGGCAGCAUGUGCCUCACAUCCGCAUUGUUUUUACGGCCGACCCUGACACAGGGACAUCAUUUCGCAUCGUCAAAGCCACUAGACUUGCCGAGUGGUCAGACUCCAAGCCAUUGUGAAACUGAGCGGAAGAAAAAACACCGGCAAAACAAGAGCGUCACCAAUUGCCUCCAAGUGCAGUAAGCCCCUCCUACGCCUCCUGAACUCUUGCGCGUGUGUGAGGCAGUACCAGGCGGUGCUGAGGACGUCCACUGUCGCGCUCACAAGGCUGCGCUUGACAUUACUCGUGGCCGAGCAUUUGCUGAGCAUGUUGGGCAGCAGGUGGAGCAGCUCGUAAUGGCGUAGCAGGCGGUUAGCUCCGUACGGAGUGGAACACAUUCCUCCAACUGCAGCGAGAACAUCCAACUGCAGAAGGAACAUUCCUUUUACUACGUGAUAGCAAUUAGCGAAAACAGUUAAAUGGUAAUUUGUUUUCGAGAAUGUGCAAAUAGGCAGCUAUGUAUUUAACAACUUGUAAAUAAUUUUUAAAUGUAUUCUACAAAUUUGUAUCAAGUAUUGGUAACUUAAUUAUUUUCA
Hyalella azteca is the source of this 1621-nucleotide messenger RNA. Its product is annotated as DNA repair protein RAD51 homolog 4. Gene Ontology annotation, cellular component: replication fork; Rad51B-Rad51C-Rad51D-XRCC2 complex; centrosome. Gene Ontology annotation, biological process: DNA strand invasion; double-strand break repair via homologous recombination; telomere maintenance. The record is from RefSeq and is a predicted model, not a curated record. Gene Ontology annotation, molecular function: single-stranded DNA binding; four-way junction DNA binding; ATP-dependent activity, acting on DNA. NCBI's taxonomy places the organism in Eukaryota, Metazoa, Arthropoda, Malacostraca, Amphipoda, Hyalellidae. Bases 310 to 1164 code for a protein of 284 amino acids. The transcript is spliced from 8 exons.